Camelina sativa (false flax) is the source of this 1215-nucleotide messenger RNA. Lineage: Eukaryota; Viridiplantae; Streptophyta; Magnoliopsida; Brassicales; Brassicaceae. The record is from RefSeq and is a predicted model, not a curated record.
CUCUUUGAACCAGGUCAAAAUAUUUUCAUAGGGUCGACAUGGCUUGCCAAAAGACUCUAUUCGAGAAGCAAAUUCUUGACCUGUACGACCAAAUAUCUAAACUCAAGAGCCUUAAGCCUUCCGAAAAUGUAGACACCUUGUUCAGACAGCUCAUGUCCACGUGCUUGCCGACGGAGACAAACAUCGACGUCAAGAAGAUGUGCCCAAAAUUCCAAGCCAUCAGAACCAAUCUCAUCAAGCUACGUAGUGAAGCCGAAGGAUUUUCGGAGAAACACUUCUCCACGAUCUUAGGAUCUGUCGAAGACAACCCACUUCACCAUUUAGAUCUCUAUCCUUACUACACAAACUACCUCAAACUUAGUAAGGUCGAGUUCGAUCUCCUCACGCAACACACGAGCCAUGUCCCGACGAAGAUCGCUUUCAUCGGUUCCGGUUCUAUGCCCUUAACAUCCGUCGUCUUGGCUAAGUUUCACCUCCCAAACACGACGUUUUACAACAUCGACAUCGAUCCUCAAGCCAAUUCCCUUGCUUCCUGCCUUGUCUCACGCGAUCCCGACCUCCCCAAUCGCAUGAUCUUUCACACAACGGAUAUACUCGAUGCCACGGAGAUUCUACGUGGCUACGAUGUCGUUUUCUUGGCAUCUCUUGUUGGGGUGGACAAAGAAGCCAAAGUCAAAGUCAUUGAACACUUGGAGAAUCACAUGGCUCCUCAAUCUCUUCUCAUCCUUAGGAGUGCACGAGGCCUUAGAUCUUUCCUAUACGUAGACGUUGAUCCUUGCGAUCUAAAAGGUUUCGAGGUCUUGGCGAUUUAUCACCCGUCUAUGUCUGAUGGCUUUGUGAACUCCGUGAUGGUCGCACGCAAACUCAAUGAUUGAUUGAGUGAGGUAUAUCGGGAGUCGAUCAUUAAAUUCAUAAUAAACAAGGCAGAUGAUGAUUUCCAUCAUGAUCAAGAUUACGAAAUUAGGUCAAGAUUGGAGCCGUUACUUGUGGAACAAGGGAGGCUUCCCUCAUGACUCAUGAGGGUCACACUUCCUCGUUCAAAAUUAUUAUAUAGUUCUGUCUUUUGUUAUUGUGUAUGUGUUGGACCAAAUCUGUAUUAGUUGCUGUGUUUCUCUGUCUCUCUCUCUCUCUGCUUAUUAUUAUUAUGAUGUAUUGAUGUCUCUGUAUCAUACUCGGUUUGAACGUUUCCAUAUAGCAGUUAACUAACUAGCCCAA